CGAAUUCCCCCUUAACUCGUCCACGACCAGCAGUGUCAAGAUGACCGAGAUCCCCCCACGAGAAAGGGGGCAAUCAAUCUUUUAACCCUCCUCUGACGCUCCAUCCCCUUCCAUCCAUGCCAUGGAGCAAGAGCCAUCGACCUCUCUGGGCGCUCGGCGCCUCCUGCCCCUCUCAAUCGAGGCCCCGCCACCAUCCCGCUCCAUCACUGGCAGCUCAUCAGCCGGGCUGGGGAGGCUGCCCACGACCCCGUCGGCAGCUUAUGACCACCUGUUGAGCUACGAGCGGGCCACGAUCUGGCUGCACUAUGCCAGGUACGCCGAGGAGUACGUGCCGGAGGACUGCUUCCAGACGGCCAUGCAGGUGCGGCUGUUCAAGUGGCGGCGGCGGUGCCUGCCGCUCAUCAGGGGUGUGUUCUUUGUCUACUUGGUGGCUGCCUUUGUGGAGUGGCCGUCGUGGUGUCUGGAGAGGGAGUGCGGGCCGCCCAGCAAUGUGCUGCGGUCGGAUUUGCCGCUGUGGCCGCCGUGGGUGACGCGGCUGAUUGAGCUGGGCUGUCUGCUCUGCAUACUUGCCUACUACAUCCUUGCCGGAAAAACGCGUAGGCCUGCCUGCCUGCCUGCUGUGGGCACAAGCGAACACGUGACACCUCUGUGUGCUGUGCUACAUUGUUGACUUGAUGCAGUUCGGUUCUUCCCCUGGACAUGGUGCCUGCUGGUGCUGACCGCUCUGUCCCUCCUCGACGUGAGCACGGCGUGCUUCAACACGAUCGGCAUCGUGCCCACCACCUUCAGGCUGUCGCGGCUGCUGCGGCCACUGAUCUUCUGCCUGGGGUCCUUGACGAUGCGGACGACGGUGAUGCGCAUCGCGCAGACGGUGCCCAACACUAUUCAGGUGUUCGGGAUCAUCUUCCUGUCGGUGCUGGUGUUCGGCUGGGUGGGGGUGAUAUUCUUCAGCGGCACCGGGGGACACGCCGAGUUCCCCACCUUCAAGUACUCAGUCAAGUCGCUUUUCGUCUCACUCACCACUGCAAACUUCCCACAGGUGACCUGACGUCUGUGCUGUGUGUGUCCGCUGUCCGUCCAGUCCAUUGGGGUGUCCCUCCACGGUCUGUCUGUCUGUCUACUGGGGUGUGCUCGUGUGUGUGUCAAUCAGGUGAUGCUGAGUGCGUACGCCGACAACCGUGCCGCGCCGAUCUUCUUCGUGCUCUUCACCUUCCUGGUCAUGACCCUCCUCAUGAACGUCCUCCUGGCGGCCAUCUACAACAGCUACAAGGAGGUGCUCCGCGAGUGGGUCCUGCAGUUCUACCUCAACCGCAACCGGGCCCUCCAGGCCGCCUUCGACCUCCUCAAGAACAAAGACGGCGUCGUCACCAUGGACGAGUGGUGCGCCUUCUUCUCUCACUGGAGCGGUGGGGAUAGGGAAGGCGGUGGAGGUGGGGUGAUGCACGUGAAGCGGGGGAGGCGGCUGUUCCGGUGUCUGGACACCGACCACAAUGGGGACUUGACCGAAGACGAGUUCAUGCUCCUCAUACGCGUUAUGACUGAGAAAGGUCGGUCGGGGACACACAGACACACACACACACACAGAGAGAGAGAUGGAUGGAUGGAUGUGUGUGGUGUGUGUCCACCAGAUGUGGUGGUGUUGCGCUACCCUCCCGAGAGCAAGGCGCGGAUCCGCCGGCUGGUGGCCAUCUGCCUCAGCAGACGGUUCGACAUACUCAUCGACGUCCUCAUCACCAUCUCGGUCAUCAUCACAUGCACACAGGUGACGGACGUCUCAGGACUCUCUCUCCCUCCCUCCCUCCCUCCCUCUCUUACCCACACCGACCUCUCUGUCUGUCUGUCUCUGUGUGCGUCAGACAAUGAUGUUCGUCGAGGCGUCCACCGCCCUGCAUCAGCACACCACGACGGGCGAGGGGCAGCCGCCCGACCACCACCCCGUGGCGUGUUUCUACUCGUCAGCAGCGCUCUACUACCUCCAGCUGGCGCUCUCCGCCACCUACGCGGCAGAGCUCGCCUUCAAGAUCAGCGUCCUGGGCUUCGAGCGCUUCUGGAAGAUACACCCCCUCAGAAACAGGUUAAUGGGUGACCUGACUGACCUGCCACACACGGAUUGAUGGCGUCUCUUUCUCGCCCAUUCUCUCUCUCUCUCUCUCUCUCCCUGUCUCUCUGUCUCUCUGUCUGUGUGUCUGUGUGUGCAGGUUUGACCUUUAUGCGGUGAUUCCCCUGGUGCUGGCCGAGGCGCUGUUUCUGAUUGAGGGCCGCGGGGGCGUGGGCCACGUGUUUGUGGAGCGGGGCGAGGGCGCCGCGGGGUGGUGCAUGUCCGGCCUGGGAAGGUUCCUGGCCUUCCUGAGGAUGCAGCGGGGCAUCAGGCUGCUCUUCAACUUCGAAAGGCUGCAGACAUUUGUAAGCCCUGCAGGCACUGCACUGCACACACCGAGGGAGGGAGGGGAAGGCAUAAUGACUGACGUCACGUCCAUGUGUGUGGAUGUGUGUGUGGUGCAUUGCAGGCGACUGAGCUGGCCUCAGUGUUGACGAGCUUCAACACGAUCGCGGGGCUGCUGAUAGUGGUCUUCUACGUGUACGCCACGGUGGGCAUCCAGCUGUUCGGCGGCCGCAUGACGCUCGACAAGGUCGCCAACCGCAUCAUGGGCGCCGUCAACACCGUCACUGAUGCCAACGUCACCGUCACCAUGCCCCUCAGUGUCGAGGUCAAUGGCACCUCGUCAGCGUCACUGCCGCCUUUGCUGGAGCACGCCACUUUGGAGGCGCUGCUCAACUUCAACGACUUCUACUCGUCGUUGAUCACGCUGAUCGUGCUCAUGAUCAACGGCUGGCAUGACACGCUCGAGGUGCGCACCGCACGUGUGUGGGGGGUGGGUGGGGAGGCCUAUUGGGUGGACCAGGAGGGAGGGAGUUGUGUGUUGUGUGAUGUGUGAUGUGUGUGUCAGAUCUAUCUGGAGGAGACGUCUGAGUGGUGCGGGCUGUUCUUCGCGAGUUUCUACAUCCUGUGUGUCCUGAUCGUGCUCAACUGUUUCAUGGCCCUCAUACUCGAGGCCUUCGACCACGUACGCACCUCCACCCACCUCCACCACCAGCACACCACACACCGAACGAACGACUCACUCAUCGGUCCCUUCCUGUGGCUGUGGCUCUGUGUGCAUCAAUCAUAUGUCAUUCACUUAUCGGUGCCCACAGGUGAGUGAGGGCCCGUCGAGCGACCCCACCCGCCACCGUAUCGCGUCCGCACCUGGCGUCGCACGAGAGGAGGUCGGCCCUUUCCUUCCCAGAUGCGCUCGCUGCACACGAAAGAGCACAGAGCCCAUUGGUGGUGUGAUUUGACCUUCCCUUCCUCCGCCAUCCUAUUCAUUUGCCAGGUUUUGCGGAAGAUGUUUGCCGACGAGUUGGACUGGCUCGACAAGUCAUCCAGCUUCUACAUCUCCACCUCGUCCGGCAUAUCGGCGUCACGCAUCAUGCGACAGCCCACUGGAGGCGCUCUCGCCUCCGUCCGCGGCCCCUCCCCCUUCUCACCCGCCAUCACGCCCCCACAGAGCCCCGUGAAGCUGCCCCCCACACAUGCGGCGCAACAGCAGGGGCAGACACCGGGCAGCAAGAGCCAGAGGGAGAGAUCGGGAGAGUCCUCCCCGCCACACGCAUUUCUUUUCCGCGGGUCGAGCACUGACGAUGAGGCCGACUCGCCCUUUGCCAGGAGUCGGUGGGACAGCAACCACCAUCACGAAGCCAGGAUUGACGUUGAGGUGCCGCAGUUACCACCCGCACCAGCCCCCCCACAGCCAUUGGGUGACGAGUUUGCGCGUGUCGGUGGUGGUGGUGGUGGUGACGAUGGGCAGCGAGAGGAAGAGACGCGGAUGGACCAUCAGCACUUGUUCGGGCCGCCGUGAUGGACCGACUGCCGAUAGGGAAAAGGCAGUCAGAUCAGGGGGUAUUUGUGUUGGUCUGUGUUGGUUUGUCGGCUGAUUGGUUCGCUUUGGCUGUGGACGGACGGGACGUCUAUAGCGGUGCAAGGUGCGAGUGACGUGUGUGAUGGCAGUGAAUGAGGCUUGUGCAUAGCUCAGAGAGACAAGACAGCAUGGCUGGCUGGCUGGCUGGUCCAGACGUUGUGAGAUGCGACGAACAC
Messenger RNA from Vitrella brassicaformis, 4135 nucleotides. NCBI's taxonomy places the organism in Eukaryota, Vitrellaceae. The record is from the annotation of a GenBank genome assembly.